Molecule: messenger RNA, 691 nt
Organism: Physella acuta
Lineage: Eukaryota; Metazoa; Mollusca; Gastropoda; Physidae
Product: transmembrane protein 267
Source: RefSeq, a predicted model, not a curated record
ACCAAAAGAAAAAAAAACAAGAUGGCUGCUAAAAUUUCCGAAACAAUGUGGACUGAACUUAUUAUACAAUGCUUUCCUAACCCUGUAGCCACAAGUGUGCUGUUUAUCAUUAUAAUUUUAGUGUGUACGUUUGGUGAUAAUAUUAUAAUAACUAUUUCAAACAUGGAUCAGGUUGAAAAUAAACAUUUUAUAUGUGCGUUGCUUGACAGUUGUACUCAUGCUGUUGUUGGUGGACUAAUUUGGACAAUAGUAAGUGUUGGUUCAGAGAUGUUUACCAAAUGUAAAAUAUGCUUGCAGUGUAUUUGGUGUUCCUUGUUAGCAGCAUCUGUUGACAUAGACCAUUUUUUGGUCGCAAGGACCUUGGACUUAAAGGAAGCAACUCAAAUUGUUGGCAGACCACCAUUUCACAACACAAGCCUGAUUUUGCUGUUUAUAUUAUUUUUUGUUAUGAUUAUAAUCUGUAAACGAAUAAAAAGCAUUUUUAGUUAUAUUUUAAUUUUAAUGUUGGUAUCAUCGGUCAUAUCACACCAUUUAAGAGAUGCCUGUCAUAGAGGACUUUGGCUGUCACCGUUUGGGCAUACACCUCUAUUUCCUGCAGUUCUGUAUAAAUCAUUAAUUGUGAUUCUUGCUUUAAUUUUAAGAAUGUGCUAUUUUCUUGUAUUUAGGUUAAAUAAAGUUAUUAAUUUGUAAA